Molecule: messenger RNA, 2338 nt
Organism: Ictidomys tridecemlineatus (thirteen-lined ground squirrel)
Lineage: Eukaryota; Metazoa; Chordata; Mammalia; Rodentia; Sciuridae
Source: RefSeq, a predicted model, not a curated record
UUCCAGAUGUUCCAGCUGUGACUUCUCUCCAGCCCCUUGAUGGGACCAUCUGAAGGGCUGUCGUCCGCUGGCUGGAGGUACACGGAAGCAGAGAUGCCGGCUGGUUCCCAGCCCAGUGAGAAGAGCAGGGGGUGGAGGCCUGGAGAUGGGGGCGUGGCCCCUUCACCCCUCCCCCCAGCCCUGUCCCUCUUCCUCCUCCUGCCACUGGGUGAGUGUUCCCAGCCAGUCCCUGCUAUUUCUUCCUGGCUCUUGGUUUUCUCAACUGUCCUGCAUGGCUGUCUGGUAGCCAUCUCAAUAUUUCGAUGGGGCGUGCACAACUGCUUUCACUAUGAGGAUGUUGCUGUUCUGUGCGAUGAAUUCUUGCUGACACAGCCCCCAACAAGGAAGGUGCUAAGCAGUAGAGCGCCCCCUACAACUCCUCAGAAUGGGAAAGGUGAGGGCAGCGUGCGCCUGGUGGGGGGCGCGGGCCCUUGUCAGGGCCGAGUGGAGAUCCUGCACGGCGGCCUGUGGGGUACGGUGUGUGACGAUGACUGGGGGCUGCCGGACGCCGCUGUGGUCUGCCGCCAGCUAGGCUGCGGGGCGGCCUUGGCCGCCACCACCAACGCCUUCUUCGGCUUUGGCACGGGGCACAUCCUGCUGGACAACGUGCACUGUGAAGGCAGCGAACCCCGCCUGGCAGCUUGCCUGAGCCUGGGCUGGGGCGUGCACAACUGUGGUCACCACGAAGACGCGGGCGCGCUCUGCGCAGUCCUGGGUCCCACAACUCUCACAGCACUGCCACCCUUGGCCACAAGAGCAGAUGGGGCCUGGCACACUGAGCCAUCAGGUACCAGAGUUGGUGCCCAGUCUUCUGGGGAGUCGGUUCUGUCCACCACACCCACCUGGGCUGCGGGGAAGAAAAGCGGGCGGCUGCGGCUGGUGGGCGGCCCGGGCCCGUGCCGUGGCCGCGUGGAGGUGCUGUACGCCGGGGGUUGGGGCACCGUGUGCGACGAUGACUGGGACUUCGCGGACGCGCGCGUGGCUUGCCGCGAAGCGGGCUGCGGACCUGCGCUGGGCGCUACGGGUCUCGGUCACUUCGGCUACGGCCGCGGCCCGGUGCUGCUGGACAAUGUGGGCUGUGUGGGUACCGAAGCCCGCCUGAGCGACUGCUUCCAUCUGGGCUGGGGGCAGCACAACUGCGGUCACCACGAGGACGCGGGCGCUCUCUGCGCAGGCCCAGAGGAAGUGGGACUGCAGGUCCAGCAGGACGGCCCUGAGACCACUCGGGUGCCCACACCUCGACCCAGGGAUGGACACCUACGUCUGGUCGGUGGAGCCAACCGAUGUGAGGGGCGUGUAGAGCUCUUCCUAGGGCAACGGUGGGGCACAGUUUGUGAUGAUGCCUGGGACCUGAGGGCAGCUGGUGUCCUGUGCCGCCAGCUGGGCUGUGGCCCGGCUCUGGCAGCCCUUGGUGAGGCCCACUUUGGCCAAGGUCGAGGCCCCAUCCUUCUGGACAACGUCAAGUGCCGUGGGGAUGAGAGCACCCUACUGCUCUGCUCUCACAUUCGCUGGGAUGCCCACAACUGUGACCACAGUGAGGAUGCCAGUGUCCUGUGCCGGCCCUUGUGACCAGCUGGCUCCACAGACCACCACUUCUUCCGGGAGCCUACUGUAACCUGUCCCUCUUCCUCCAGGAAGCCUUCCUCCAGUGACUUCUGCAGUUCUCCCUGCCCCUCCCUCCCCUACUUGGGAGAAAGUCUGCCCAGAGGGGAAGUCCCGCCUAGGGGAACCUGGCUCUGUCCCCAUCAACUUCUUGGGUGACCUCGAUCUGUCAUCAACUAUUGCAGUCCAGUGCAGUGAACACAUCCAUGUUUUGUUUAGCCAAAACAGAAAAUGGCAGGGAGGGGUUGGGGACUCUGGAGUCUUCUCUUCAUGGGAACUCCUAUUACAGUACUAUUGACCCUGCCUCCUUCUACCUGGAUCCAGAAGGCUCAGGGUUCCUCUGUAAAUGGGAUGCCUUCCCUUCCCUUCCCUGACCUAUCUGGGGAUCCCUAAGCAGGGGAGCCAGGAGGCACAUGCAGCUCUUUCCUUAGACUCCCAGGGGCUGCAGAAAAACCUGGGUCAUUGCCUGACCUUCUCCAUGAAGGCCUGGAUUUAGAUGGUGCUCGGCUGGACAAGGGGGCUGGAGGGGCCAAAGCAGGGACAGUGGCUCCUCCCUGCAGCUGGAACCAGCAGCUCUGAUUUAUCUGCCCCCUCCACAGCCUCCACUUUGCAGUAGCAAAGAAGCCUGGGGGCCUGUAGCCACCAGUUCAUAGGUGCCAACUCAAUAAAGCAUUGUCCCCCUGACUUUUAACUGAGG